This is a messenger RNA of Monoraphidium neglectum, 504 nucleotides long. Its product is annotated as ser/thr protein kinase. Gene Ontology annotation, biological process: protein phosphorylation. The transcript is spliced from 6 exons. Gene Ontology annotation, molecular function: ATP binding; protein kinase activity. The coding region runs from base 1 to 504 and encodes 167 amino acids. NCBI's taxonomy places the organism in Eukaryota, Viridiplantae, Chlorophyta, Chlorophyceae, Sphaeropleales, Selenastraceae. The record is from RefSeq and is a predicted model, not a curated record.
AUGGUUCCAAGUCAGGCCCCGAGCAGCAGCGACGGGAUGCGAAGCAGCAAGUACCAGUUCAUCAAGAACCUUGGCAAAGGAACUUUUGGGUGCGUGGUCCUGGCGAGGAACAAGGAGACCAACGAGCUGGUGGCGAUUAAAAAGCUGGAGCGGGAAUUCCUGCAGGCACGCUAUGUGGAAUCAGAGAUCCUGAACCACUCGGGCCUGAUCCACCAUCAUGUGGUGGCCUUCAGAGAGGUGUUUGUGUCACCGCGUCACAUUAACAUCGUGAUGGACUUUGCGAGCGGUGGGUCGCUGUCUGCGUACGUGCAGCAGCGGCAGCGCCUGAAGGAGCCACUGGCGCGCUGGUUCUUCCAGCAGGUGGUGCUGGCCUUUGACUACUGCCACCGCAAGGGCGUGUCCAACCGGGACAUCAAGCUGGAGAACACGCUGCUGCACAGUGUGGAGGGCCUGCCGCUGCCCCUCGUCAAAAUCUGCGACUUUGGGUGCGCGACCAUCACAUGA